Messenger RNA from Biomphalaria glabrata, 2128 nucleotides. Its product is annotated as cytochrome P450 2J1-like. Lineage: Eukaryota; Metazoa; Mollusca; Gastropoda; Planorbidae. Gene Ontology annotation, biological process: xenobiotic metabolic process. Gene Ontology annotation, cellular component: intracellular membrane-bounded organelle; cytoplasm. Bases 513 to 2000 code for a protein of 495 amino acids. Gene Ontology annotation, molecular function: oxidoreductase activity, acting on paired donors, with incorporation or reduction of molecular oxygen, reduced flavin or flavoprotein as one donor, and incorporation of one atom of oxygen; heme binding; iron ion binding. The transcript is spliced from 4 exons. The record is from RefSeq and is a predicted model, not a curated record.
AAAACAAUUGACAAUACGGGGACAACUCUCAUUCAUCAGCGGAGUUACAUUGUACACCAAGCCAUACAAAGAAACGAUUAUCUUUUAAGUGCAUUCUCUAUUCAUCUACAUGAAAACCACCAGAACAAUGCAACAGUUUACCCUUUAAAACCUUUUGUGCUGGAGAAUGAGACAGCUCAACAAUGGCUACACAUUUGAAUAUUGCUCACAUCGAAGCGAAGUUAAAUUGUUACCAGCAGAAGGGAACAUUCAUUUAAACUAUGACAUUCCUGGACAUAGGUCAUGACUAUCUAUACAAUACUAUCAUCAUUACUUUACAUAUGUCAGUGUGCAUCAACAUUGUAAUAUCAACACUUGUGGACAUAGGCCAAAGUGCACCAUCUUUUAAAUAUCAACACUUAUGGACACAGGUCAGUGUGCAUCAUCAUUGAAAUAUCAACAUUCAUUCCUGCAUAUUGGUCAGUGGGCACCAUCCUUGAAACAUCAGCAAGUGUGGACAUAAGGUUCCUGUGAUGGAGAUCACUGCAGUUUUAAUAGCCUCCAUUUUGAUCGUCUGCGUUUACCUGUGGUUCCGGCGGUCUGACGGAAUGUACCCGCCCCAGCCUCCAGGGUCACUUCCGUUUUUAGGGCAUAUGUUUACGCUGGAGGAAGAUCCUCGACCCCAGUUCAAGAAGUGGCACAAGGAACUGGGGGACAUUUUCAGUUUUAAGGUCACUGGAACUCUGCUAAUCGUCUUGAACGGAUAUGACCUCAUUAAAGACGUUUUGGUCAAGAGGGCAAAUGACUUCUCUGACAGGGCACCGUUUUUCGUAGACAAGCUUUUGGGAUUGGAACACAAGGGCAUCACCUUCUCCAGUGGACAGGCUUGGAAAGAGCAGAGAUCCGUGGCCAUCUCUAUCCUCCGUUCCUUCGGGAUGGGGAAAAAUGUUUUGAACCAAAUCAUUCAAGAGGAGAUAACCCACUUCAUUGGUCUAAUUAAAGACCUGAAAGGCCACCCCACGGAUAUGAGAAUCAACACCAACAUGGCGAUGGGCAAUAUAACUUGCACUUUAAUGUUCGGGCAAAGAUUCGACUACAGUGACGCCACUUUUCAAAGACUGAUGGGACAUUUCUACGAGUUUUUACGUGGAUUCAACAAAAGUGAGGCCGUCCAUUACUUUCCGUGUCUGGCGAAACUUCCUGGGGAUAUUUUCGAGGCCAAACGAGUAACGAAAGUCGCCCACGCCAUAUUGGACAUCAUCGCAAACAAACUUAUUAAAAACAUGAAAUGCGAAACAAAUGUGGAAAGCGAAUGUAAUAACUUUGUGAUGGCCUAUCUGGCAGAACGAGAUAAGCGAUUGCGAGAUGGACAGGCAACAACGAUGGAUGAAGAAAAUCUGGCCAAAAUUGUGUUCGAUCUUCUGCUCGCCGGAUCCGACACGACAGCCUCGGCUUUACUAUGGUGCAUGUUAUACGCCAUCAACUUUCCGGAAGUUCAGGAAAAGAUCUUUCAGGAGAUAGAGAAUGAGAUAGGUCUUGAGAGAGCGCCGACAUUCCACGACAGGACGAAGCUGGUCUACUUGAAUGCUUUUAUUGCCGAAGUGACCCGUCUUGCCAGCGUUGUCGCUCACUCCUUCUCCCACCUCUGCUCCGCUGACACCAUCGUUAACGGCUACAAGAUCCCCAAGGACAGCAUCGUCAUACCGAAUCUGGACUCGAUUAUGUACGACAAAAAAAUCUGGGGGGAUGACGUCAUGAGCCUCAAACCUGAGAGGUUUAUCAACCAAGAGGGAAAACUUCAAAUCCCAGAACAGCUGAUACCGUUUGGGAUUGGAAGACGAGUAUGUAUUGGAGAAGGCUUGGCCAGUACUGCAAUAUUCUUGAUGCUGGCCACUUUGUUUCAAAAAUUUAAACUUCUGCCGGAAGACAUCCACUCACCGCCACCAAUUAAGUAUAUUUAUUCCACAGACGUGUCGCCGAUAAGAUUUGAAGUUUGUUUCAUUGACAGACUAGGAAAUUAAAGACAACUUUUUUUAAAACUAUAAGUCAAUCAGUGAAGUUUUAGCAAAGAAAUACUAAAUGACUUGGACACACUUCCCCACUAUAAUAGAUGCUAUCAAGCUCUCCGUCAGACCAGGACUUAGCCUUG